Perca flavescens (yellow perch) is the source of this 3312-nucleotide messenger RNA. RefSeq names its product Sin3A-associated protein a (gene sap130a). Lineage: Eukaryota; Metazoa; Chordata; Actinopteri; Perciformes; Percidae. The transcript has 21 exons. Gene Ontology annotation, cellular component: Sin3-type complex. The record is from RefSeq and is a predicted model, not a curated record. Gene Ontology annotation, biological process: negative regulation of transcription by RNA polymerase II. The coding region runs from base 109 to 3279 and encodes 1056 amino acids.
CGUUCUUCCGGCUUACAUGUUGGAAAAAAGAAAAGACGAAUGGAAAAAUUGUAAUCCACAAAACGACCAUUGCCUACUACCUUCACGACACGGUCAUAAUUAGUUCAAAUGAGCUCCCAGCAAUUCCCCCGACACGGGCUGCCUGCUUCCAGCGGGGGAGCACCUCAGAUCCCUGCUGCAGGAAACCUGGUGUCUAUCACUCAGCCGUCAAACCCAUCAGAUGCUGACAGCAGUCGGGACACUGACCACGGGCACCAGGAUCACCCCCAUGCUGGGGGCGGGGGAAGCUUGGCGUUCAGAGAUGACAAGCAGGAGACCAUGGUGGUCAGACCUUACCCACAAGUACAGACGCUCGGCCAACCACAAGCUACUCCCCAAACCGUGGCCAUCAAGCCUGGCACACCUGUGACUGUACCUGCUCCCUCUGUCCACCUCCCACAGGGCCAGCCUGCAGUCCUCACCGAGGGACAGAUGAAGGCUGUCCUGAAGUUACCUAUGCCAAGUCGUCUAAUUGCCCCAGCACCAGCUUCCAACCAGGGUCAUAUUCCCAUACCCUCCAAGGUGCCUGGUCACAUUACUGUCACCAUAGAGAGCAGUAUUGCUCCAACCCCAUCUAUUCCUGUGGCAACUAUCAGUGGUCAGCAGGGUCACUCUAGCAACUUACACCACCUAAUGCCAGCAAACAUUCAGAUCAUUAGGGGCAGUGCCCCAGCACUGCAGAUCGGGACCCCUACGGUCCCUCCUCAGACCUUCACAUCCCAUCUACCCCGAGGGGCUGCUGCAGCAGCUGUUAUGUCCAACCCCAAAACGGUCCUGCGGCCAGCCACCGGAGCAGGUGCGGGCCCCGGCCAGCCCACAGUGCAGCACAUCAUCCACCAGACUAUUCAGUCCCGCCCUACUGUAACAACGUCUACCGCCGUGCUUCCAACUGUGGUGGCCCCCAUUUCAGCAACUAGAACUCAGUCCCCAGUUAUCAGCCCAGCAGUCACACACUCUGCAGAGGUGGCACAUGGGAGACCAGGGCUGACCAUUCACCCCCCUCCGGCCACCGUCAGUAUUCAGAGAUCUCAGACAUCCCGUGACACCGCCACACGGAUCACGCUGCCGUCUCACCCUGCAAUUGGGGCUCAAAAGCCUCAGCCUCCGCACACCAUGACACAGAAGCCCAUCUUCAGUCCUGUAACACCGGUAGCUGCAGCUACUGUGGCACCAAUAGUUGCCACUAACACCGUUUCGUCAACAACAACAAUAGGCUCUGUGCCACAUAGCCAAAUGACCAGUAACAAUAUCGUCACCAUGACAAUGGCAUCACACUCCUCUCAUGCUACAGCAGUGACCACCUCUGCCAUCCCUGUUGCUAAAGUCGUCCCUCAGCCCAUCUCAUCCCGUGUGCAGUCGGACUACCCUGGGGAGAGAACCAACCUCAUCCCCAUCCCAGGCCAUCGCUCGUCUCCUAACUCUGUCACCAUGGAAGCAAGAAGUGACAACAGGCCUUCGGUGCCUGUGCAGUUCCAGUAUUUCCUGCCGGCGUACUCCUCGUCAUACCCUCUGACCCACACCUACACCCCCAUCAGCAGCUCUGUAUCCACCAUCCGCCAGUAUCCUGUCACUCCUCAAGCUCCGAGUUCAGCGCUGCCCACCCAAGCUGGAGUAGGCGUGGCGACCACUGUCCAUCUAAACCACAUGCAGCUGAUGGCAGUGGAUCGGAUCGGUCUCCCAUCUGCACAGAUCAGCACCCAAGGAAUCCAGCAAGCGCCGAUCACUGCGCAGGGCAUUCAGCCUGCACCAAUAGGAGUGCAGGGCCUGCACACGUCUGCGCCAAUUGGCGCACAAGGACUACAGCAGGCGCCAAUAGUCACUCAGCAGCAGCAGCAAGCGCAGUCUGAAGCAAAACCUGGCGUUGUUUUGGCUGAUGGCUUUGUAGCUAGCCCCAUCAGCAGCACAUUCAGCACCACCCAGCCAGUUGCCACCAUGGUGCAGGCACACGCCCAGGGAGGAGUAGGGGGAGCCCCCCCUCUGGUGUCCUCCCCUAGACCCAGUAUCCUCCGCAAAAAGCCCGCUAAUGAAGGAUGUGUCCGUAAGAACCUGAUCCCCGCCCAGCCCAGUGAACCCGGUAGUGGCAGAAUUGAGAGUGGCGUGCGGGGAGCGGGAUCUCCCCGACCUGCAGGAGUGAAACCCAAAGCUGAGGUGCACAUGACAGUGGCCCCUCCUGUCAUGGCUACGGUGGAGGCACUGCCUUCUCAGGGAGGAGAGCAGCAGGGCGUGUCCUCAAACACCCAACACCUGGCCCAAGCCAUCCCCACCAUGCUCGCCACACCGGGGCCUGUUCCUCCCUCCCAGCCCUCCACUGUCCUCUCAGCCCUGCCAGCAGCCGUGGCUGUAACUCCCCCCGUCCCUGCUUCAAUGGCCAACACUGUGGCCUCCCCCACUCAGCCUGCAGCAAGUAGCACUGCAGCAUGUGCUGCCAGCUCUGCCUGCCCAGAUUUGAAAAUUAAGCAGGAGGUGGAGACCAUGGAAACCUCGCAGCCAGAUCCCAAUUCAAACUUGUCUUCAGCCUCAGCCCUCAACACCCAGGCCUCCACCCUGAACACUCCCGCCAUAGGAGACCUGAUCCCUGGGGCCUCCCCGAGGAAGAAGCCCCGCAAGCAGCAGCAUGUUAUUUCUACAGAGGAGAGUGAGAUGGUGGAGACCAACAGCACAGAUGAGGAGAAGGCUCCAGGCAGGCCCAUCACCGGCAGGGCUGAGAGGCGCGAAUCUCCACCAAGGGAAUAUGUUGAUGAGGAAGGAGUGCGUUAUGUACCGGUCCGGCCUCGACCACCUGUUUCUCUUCUGCGGCACUACAGGAACCCCUGGAAAGCUGCCUACCACCACUUCCAGAGGUACAGCGACAUCCGGGUCAAAGAGGAGAAGAAGGGCAGCUUACAGGAUAUGGCCAACCAGAGAGGAGUGGCAUGCAGAGCACAAGGCUGGAAAAUUCACCUGUGUGCUGCACAGCUCAGGCAGCUGUCGAGUUUGGAGCAUGAUGUGUACAGCCGCCUCUCCACCCUUCAAGAGGGCUUGAUUCCUAAGAAGAGAGCAGGCUCCGAUGAUGACCUGCACCGAAUCAACGAGCUUAUACAGGGUAACAUGCAGCGCUGUAAGCUGGUGAUGGACCAGGUCACCGAGGCCAGAGACACCAUGAUGAAAGUGCUGGACCACAAGGAGAAAGUGCUGAAGCUGCUCAACAAGAACGGGGCCGUCAAGAAGUCCUCCAAACUGAAGCGUAAAGAACGGGCAUAAGCUUGGCCCUCCUGAUCUGUCGACAACCUCCGC